Molecule: messenger RNA, 1359 nt
Organism: Sodiomyces alkalinus F11
Lineage: Eukaryota; Fungi; Ascomycota; Sordariomycetes; Glomerellales; Plectosphaerellaceae
Exons: 3
Coding region: 1-1359 (452 amino acids)
Source: RefSeq, a predicted model, not a curated record
AUGGGAGGCAAACACUGGUCCCUCCAAGAGGAAGAGGUCUUCUGGACCUGCGUGGUGCCUCGGUCCUCCAAGCGGAUCGUUCGCGACCCAUGCGUUCCCGAGAUGAGCUGGGACAAGCUCGUCGGCGUCAUGGAAGCCGAGAUGGCCGCCAGAAACAUUCCUCCUCGGAGACAGUAUACUGGUCUCAGUCUCUUCGAGCACUUCUUUCUGAACAUCGACCAGCGCCACUUCUCCCCCAAUGCGCGUCGCUUUGCGCAACGCUAUCUGCGACAGCGUGAUGUUGCUGCACAGAAGGAGAAGAACAUGAACGAACAGAAAACCGGCCCCGAGGAUGCGGAUCCUGUUCUGGAGUCUGCCGCCGUCAGUGACAAGGAGCUUGCACUCGCCGUUGCACUCGCCGAAGAGGCGACGAUCAAUUCAUCCCAUCGCGUCGACCGAGUGACGCCAGCGCCAGGUCGUGAGGCGGCUUCUGCUGUCGCGCCCGAGACUCAGACUCCUGCUUCGAAGGUCAUCCGUACUUCGGCCCGCGACAAAGAGAACCGUUACCUCCCCUUCCAUCCGGUCAACCCUCGUGGCCGCGCUCCCGUGCAGAGACAGAGGGCCGACCUCGAGCCCUACCAGGAGUCAUCUCAACGACGGGACGAAAGGCACGGACUUGCUCACCCGCAUCUUGACCGAAACCAUGCACAUCGUGACAAUUUGCAAUACCUUGCCCGCCGUGUUAUCGACCUCGACCAUCCCUUUCACGCCCGCCGGGAGGACUGUGGCCCUUCAUCCUGCCAUGGCAUCAGCCCGAUGGACCACCGGAGAGUCGGUCCAGGCCAUGUUUCUUACGUCUCUCCAUAUCCCGCCCCCCGGCCAGAUGAGAGAUACGAAAUGAGUGGCGCUCUUCCCGCUCCUCCUACCCACGUGAACGAGCGUUGGCUUCCUCCCGUCAGCGAACUCCUCAGGAUCGCCUCCCGUGCUCCUCUUCCCCCUCCUCAUGAGAGAUCCCUGAGCCCAUCGCCGGAGACUCGACCCGUCGGUGGCCCAUCGCACCGGGGGUACCCGACGCAUCACCUCCCUCCACGGAGCGAGGAACAAAUGCCGACGUCUCGCCACGUGUACCCCAGGCCCGGGGUUGCUUAUUUCCCCCUUCAUGCCAGGGCGGUUGGCCCCGUCCAGUUCCCCGAGGAGCAGUACUACCAGGCGCGCCAGGACCAGCGGGAAGACAGUACGGCGACGACGACGACGACCUACAUGACGAGCGACGGGGGCAUGGAUGGUACGGACUAUGAUGGGUGCGAUGACGAGCAGUCUUCGGUUUCGGAUCCUUCUUCGUAUGCGACUCCCGCGACUCACCCAAAGGAUAUAUGCUGA